Molecule: messenger RNA, 204 nt
Organism: Fusarium pseudograminearum CS3096
Lineage: Eukaryota; Fungi; Ascomycota; Sordariomycetes; Hypocreales; Nectriaceae
Exons: 3
Coding region: 1-204 (67 amino acids)
Source: RefSeq, a predicted model, not a curated record
AUGAUUCCAUCACUCACUAUCCUUCGUACCGUGAUAUUAUCCGAUAUUUGCAACAUGAAGUUGAACUUCACCACUAUGGCUCCAAACUGCAGAGUGAAGGGCAGAGGUAGGUUCAUGCAAGAUUCAUCACAACUCGGUGCAGUCUUAUACUCAAGUGACACUUCGCUUGAUGCGCCUACACCUGGUAUCAAGCAGGAUAGUUAA